AUAUGAAAUCUUUGCAGUAGCUCAAAGGACCACAUAAAGACAACUAAACUGCCAAAAUAAUGUUCACAUCUUUCUAAGUGUAUUUAAAAUUAAUCGAUGGAAAUAAAUCUCUGGCAUCCUGAGUAAAUUGGUUUUAUGUAAAAGAUUGUGAGAACAUUGACCUUGAUGACUUGAUCAAGCUGAGUCGUCUUAUUUUCCAGGUACAACAUUGUGCUGCAAGGCAAUCAAUACAGUACCUUAAGUCACUUCAACCAUAAUGGAAAAGUAUGAAAAAUUAGCUAAGAUUGGAGAGGGGUCCUAUGGGGUUGUAUUCAAAUGCAGAAACAAAACCUCCGGACAAGUGGUAGCUAUUAAAAAAUUUGUGGAAUCUGAAGAUGAUCCUGUUGUUAAGAAAAUCGCACUAAGAGAAAUACGUAUGUUGAAGCAAUUAAAGCACCCAAACCUUGUGAACCUCAUUGAGGUGUUCAGGAGAAAGAGGAAAAUGCAUUUAGUUUUUGAAUACUGUGAUCACACACUUUUAAAUGAGCUGGAAAGAAACCCCAAAGGAGUUGCUGAUGGAAUGAUCAAAAGUAUAUUAUGGCAAACACUUCAAGCUCUUAAUUUCUGUCACAAACAUAACUGUAUUCACAGAGAUGUAAAACCUGAAAAUAUUCUAAUAACUAAGCAAGGAAUAAUCAAGAUCUGUGACUUUGGGUUUGCACGAAUUCUCAUUCCAGGAGAUGCCUACACUGAUUACGUCGCUACCAGAUGGUACCGAGCUCCUGAACUUCUUGUGGGAGACACGCAGUAUGGCUCUUCAGUAGACAUAUGGGCUACCGGUUGCGUUUUUGCAGAGCUUCUGACAGGCCAGCCACUGUGGCCCGGAAGAUCAGAUGUGGACCAGCUGUAUCUGAUCAUCAGAACACUGGGAAAACUAAUCCCAAGACAUCAAUCUAUCUUCAAAAGUAACCAGUUUUUCCAUGGCAUCAGUAUUCCUGAACCGGGAGACAUGGAAACUCUUGAAGAAAAGUUUUCAGAAGCUCAUCCCAUGUCUUUGAAUUUCAUGAAGGAGUGUCUGAAGAUGAAUCCUGAUGACAGAUUAACCUGUGCCCAACUCCUGGAGAGCCCCUACUUUGAUUCUUUUCGAGAGGACCAAAUUAAAAGAAAAGCACGCAAUGAAGGAAGGAACAGAAGACGUCAGCAGAAUCAACUGUUGCCUCUCAUACCAGGAAGCCACAUCUCCCCCACACCUGAUGGAAGAAAACAAGUCCUCCAGUUAAAAUUUGAUCAUCUUCCAAACAUUUAGGAAAAUGUUCUUUCAAGUGGAAAGCAAUUUAAUAUGUACACAUUUCCGUGCAAGAGAGAUAGGAAUUCUUAGUGUUUCAAAUGCAAAUGAGCCAUAUGAAAAUUAAGAUGCCUUCUAGAAUUGUUUUGCUCUGAUCAUUACUGAUUCCUCUGCCCGUGCUUUUUACAUGCCAACUUUAUCUUCUAGAACAUUUUCUUUAAAUGUUAUGGAGUCUGAAACUGCACAUAUGGAGGAGACAUUUUCAAUUUCAUCAGAGCAGCCCCUCCUGAGGCAAUUUAUGUUGAGAAUUUGUGGGCUUGUACUUUGAUUCUUGAAAGAGAUUUACAUAUAUCGUUUUGGUUUACCUGACCACAUAAUGUCUUAGAGCAUUAUCCAAAUAGCUUGCCUAGCUGUUGUUUGUGCAGGGAAUGAUAUCAUGUUUCUUUCUUUUUUUUUUUUCUUUCAAUUUCAAAAACUAACUUUAAUGAGGUAUGUUUUACAUAUAAUAAAUGUACUUAUUUUAAGUGCAGAACUUUUCCCUGGAUUUCAGCAAAUGUAUACACAUGCACGGCCUGACCAAAGGAAGAUAUAAAACAUGGUCAUCAAGCUUAAAAUGUUCUCCACAGCCUUUUGUAGUAAAUCUUCCCAAGAUCACUGGCCCCAGACAGCCAUGGAUCUGCUUUUUCUGUCACUAGUGAUUAGUUUUUCCUAUUUGGGGAUUUGAAAUCAAGGGAAUCAUAGAACCUAUAUUCUUUUGCACCUGACAACUUGUGCUCAGCAUGAUGCUUCUGAGAAAGGAAUGACAUUAUGUUUCUGCAUUUAAUCACUCUUGUUGUAACCAGGACUUUUGAGUAAUGCUAGAUUUUAUAUUGGUGCAGAAAGGGAGCCUGAAAUGUCGUGUAGUUUAUCCCUUGUUUCCAGGGCAGAUUCCAGAGCUACAAGGAAUUAUCAUGCUCAUCACAUAAUGCUGUCCUUUGGUACAUUAUGGUUUCUUACUCUUUUCUCCUGGCUCAGUCAUCUCAGUACCUAGACCUAUCCGGUGGGUGUGUUUCCUAAAUAGUUCACUGUCGAUACUUUUCCAAACAUUUGCAUCCAAAGCCUCUGUGAAUUUGUGCAGCCCUAAACUUGUGUAGCAUGCCAGAUCAGGUUUGUAAAUGCUUCCGACAGCAGAAAGAUUAUCUUUUCAGUUAACUUCAUUUUGUGUCUGCUACCAAAAAAGAGAAGCAAACAAGAUACCUCACUAGGCAAGCCCAAUUUACACUGGGAUAUUUUCCCAAGUGAACUGGACAGAUA
Panthera uncia (snow leopard) is the source of this 2557-nucleotide messenger RNA. RefSeq names its product cyclin dependent kinase like 4 (gene CDKL4). Gene Ontology annotation, molecular function: cyclin-dependent protein serine/threonine kinase activity; ATP binding. Bases 257 to 1285 code for a protein of 342 amino acids. Lineage: Eukaryota; Metazoa; Chordata; Mammalia; Carnivora; Felidae. Gene Ontology annotation, biological process: protein phosphorylation. The transcript is spliced from 9 exons. The record is from RefSeq and is a predicted model, not a curated record. Gene Ontology annotation, cellular component: nucleus.